AUGUCGGCUUCCAACGUUGGUCCCCAGGCACCGAGUAGUGCUCAUGAUCUGGAGAGCCAGCAUUCUUCUGAGAGGAGCCCGCUCUCAAAUUUUGGGUUCCUGAAAACCCUCGGUCUCGAUAAGAAGCAAACAAAAGAUGGAGCAGCCCCAAAACGUCGCGGGCCCAAGCCCGACAGCAAACCUGCCUUGACCCGUAGACAGGAACUGAAUAGACAAGCCCAGAGAACACACCGAGAACGCAAGGAAAUGUACAUCAAGGCUCUCGAACAUGAAGUGCUCCGCCUCAAGGAACUCUACGGAUCUAGUGUGUCGGAUCGCGACGCUGUCGUCAACGAGAACAAGCGUCUAAGAGAGCUUCUCCUGGCCCACGGCGUUCCGCUCGAUAGCCUACAGUCGCUCCCGGCAAUGCGCGGCAUGCCUGCGUCGUACAACGGCAGCUCCAGCGGCAGUAUCUCUGGCAGCUACCGUCAAGAUUCCAGCACUGGCGAUUUCAGCCCCCCUCCUCUCCGCUCUCAGGACUCCAAGCCCAUGGCUAGUGCAGGCCAACUGCCCGGCCAGCAUCUGGACUACGACCAGAUUGGCAUCGACUUUGUCUUGACUCUCGAACGGCCCUGUAUGGAUCACCUGCAAUACCUCGUGGUCCGCUCACACAACCCCGAGGGACAACCAUUCCAUCACCCCAUGGAGAGACCCGAUGACAUGGAGCACGAACACAUGUGCGGCCAUGCACUGAUGGCGACGUGUCCUCCACCGUCGCACAUCAUGAACAAGCCUGGAGACCCAUACGGUCACAGAAUGCCUGAUCUGAAGGCUCCAGAUCUCAUGAAGCUGUUGGACCUUAGCGCACAGCUGCCCCUUGAGGGUGAGCUCACGCCCGUCAUGGCGUGGAUGCUGGUUCUGCAGAACAGCAGGGUUUCGGAGAUGACGGCUCACGACUUUGAGCUUGUCAAGGCCGACCUUGCUGGAAAGGCCAGAUGCUACGGCUUUGGAGCCGUCUUGGAAGAGUUCGAGGUCCGCGAUGCUCUGAGCAACCUCUUCAUUGCAAAGGAGAACAUGUCAGUCAACCAGGUUACCAUGGCUCAGCAGCCAAUCGAGGCUUAUUGA
Messenger RNA from Aureobasidium namibiae CBS 147.97, 1104 nucleotides. RefSeq lists its product as uncharacterized. Lineage: Eukaryota; Fungi; Ascomycota; Dothideomycetes; Dothideales; Saccotheciaceae. The record is from RefSeq and is a predicted model, not a curated record. Gene Ontology annotation, cellular component: RNA polymerase II transcription regulator complex. The transcript has 6 exons. Gene Ontology annotation, molecular function: transcription cis-regulatory region binding; DNA-binding transcription activator activity, RNA polymerase II-specific. The coding region runs from base 1 to 1104 and encodes 367 amino acids.